Molecule: messenger RNA, 924 nt
Organism: Xenia sp. Carnegie-2017
Lineage: Eukaryota; Metazoa; Cnidaria; Anthozoa; Malacalcyonacea; Xeniidae
Exons: 4
Coding region: 150-602 (150 amino acids)
Molecular function (GO): DNA-binding transcription factor activity
Source: RefSeq, a predicted model, not a curated record
UGAAAAAAAUAGUGGGCACAUUACUGGCUCGUGGAAUGAAAUUCAUAUAAAGACGUAUAACCGUUCGAGUGUUUGCUCUGGCUCAUUAUUAAACAUUUCAACAGACUAAAAUAUAUUAAGGAACAAAUUUCGUGUUUCAUACUCAGUAUAUGGUGCAGACAAUUCUUCAGCGUGAAUCUGCAGAAUGCUCAAAUAAACAAGUAAACUUCCUUAGAGAAAAACUCGCAAGUGUGCAAAUUCUGGAAAAUUACUGCACAGGAUACAUUGAUGGAACGGUGGAGCAAAUGGAAGAACUUCUUGAACAGUUUCAGGUAAUUGAUUCUAUCUCGUUUGUGAAAGCUGACAACCACUCAAAAACAAGGGGCAAUAAACGUUUUUCACUUACAGCACCGCCAGUGUUUGAAAGCAAGAAGGGAAAUAUUCCAAUUGAGUUUUUUGGAAAUCCGUUUUUGAUUGUGAGCAACGAAACAAGACAUUGUUUACAUGGGAGCGCGAAAGACAGCAGAGGCACUCGCAGACACGACGUAAAAAGUGACCAUGAUUAUGAAGAAAAGGGACGGAUUCGAUUACAGAACAGUAGAAAACUGGAUUGUCCAGCAUAAGUGCAAAUAAGACAAGUCAGAGUAUUUCUCGACUACUACAUCGAUCGAGAACAAUUUACAUCAGAAAACAGCUUGGUUAUGGCAAAACGGAGAGUAUUUAGAGAGAUGGAUAACGAUUCCUCCUCACAAAUUCGCGCCAGCAGUCGAUUUUACCUAAAAAUACCUCUUAGUAGUGCUCAUUCAAGUCACGCCAUUGGUGCCACGGCAACAGUUGGGCAGCGAAUGGAUUACCGACUGGUCACGAAAGUUUAUAGUUUGGUAAAACGCAAUGUAAUUAAAAUCACAGAAGUCAAAAGGUGUCUUGAUCAAUACGUUGAAGAGA